This is a messenger RNA of Cuscuta europaea, 1789 nucleotides long. The record is from the annotation of a GenBank genome assembly. NCBI's taxonomy places the organism in Eukaryota, Viridiplantae, Streptophyta, Magnoliopsida, Solanales, Convolvulaceae.
GCCAAUUGCAAAAGAAGUAGCGCCAAAUAAUUGAAGUUGUGGAGUUGUGCGCCAAAGAAAUAGGACGCAAUCGCGGAAAUGGAGUGCUAUCCUCUGCAUAAUAUAUAGAAACUGAAGUUUUCUGCAAAAAAAAACAUCUUCUAGCUUCUUCUCUAAAAUAUUAGGUAGAGACACCUUCAGUUGUAGAUUCAUCCAUAAAGUGUUGGGAUGGGGUGAUGUCAAUUUCUUGAGCUCUACGGGCCGCCUUCAACCAAUCGUGGUAGCAUAUAAGCAUCUCAAAAGAUUCUGCGCUCAACCUCGUUCUACAUUGCGUUAGGACAUUGCCGGCUAAACUAAAUUCUUGUUCCACGGCAACUGUUGAAAUCGGCAUUGAUAGCACUUGCUUAGCCAUCUUUGCUAAAACUGGGAAUAUUCUUUCUUUUCCCUUCCACCAGUUUAUUCCUAAAACAAGUAGAGGACCACAGAAAGGUGAUAAUGGCAAACAAAAAACAAGUACCUCUCAAACUGCUGGAAGUAACAAAAAUUGGAGCAAAGAUGAAGAAGUUACACUAACAAAGGCAUGGUUUUAUGUUGCUGUUGAUGCCGAUGUUGGCAACAAUCAGAAAAUUUCUAAUAUGUGGAAACGCAUUGCACAAAUUUGGAGGGAGAAGAUGGAAACCUAUGAUGAGUCUUGCACAACAAAUAGCUUACAAUGUCAUUGGUGUAAAAUCCUAGCUGCAGUGAAUAAGUUUCAUGCAUUGUAUGAACGACUAUUAACAAAUCCCAAGAGUGGUGCGAGCCAAGAAGAUAUGAGACGAGAAGCAAUGCGUAUGUUUGAAGAUAUUAAUGAUGGUCAAUCUUUCAAGUAUGAGCAUUGUUGGGAGAUCAUGAAAACAAAUCUCAAAUGGUGUACAAAAGAGGUCACCAGGACAAAAGAAUUGUCCAAGCAAAGGGCUGCUUCUGAUACAGAUGUUGACACCAAGGUACCAUCUACUAUACCAUUGACUACUGCUAAUAAAGAACAUGAUUGUAUCAACAUAGAUGCUCCUAGUGCUAUUAACGGCAGUGAUGUUGAGCGCCCUCAGGGAAGAAAGGGAACUAAAGAGAAAAAAGGGAAACUGAAUGAAGAAAAAGGUGUGGUUGAUGCAUUGAAUAAGCUACAAACUAUUCUUGAAAAACAAAUCAGCGUUAGUGAGGAAGAGCUCAAGAUGAAGAGGGAAAAGAACAUCAAAGACUUUGAUCUGAAAGAAAAAAUAAUGAAAAAAGAAGUGGAGUUAAAAGAGAACGCUCAUAAAUUAAAAGAGAAUGCUAAGAAAUUAAAAGAGAAAGAUCAGCAGUUAAAAGAGAAUGACCAGAAGUUAAAGGAGAAAGCUCAAAGAGAAAAGACCAUAAACGUAUUUUAAAUCAAGAUAUCAACAAACUUCCAUUAGGCAUGAGAGAGACAUUCAAGUCUCAAGUAAUAAAAGAAUGGGAAAAUAAUGGACUUUUUGGUCAUGGUGCCAUUUAGAGUCAAUGACCAUUUAUUGAUGAAGUUGAUGCAGUUCCCUUAUAAGCAGUAACUUCUAGUGGUUUGACUUGGUGGGGAAUACCUUCGGGCCACCACCGAAAAGUGGGGGAGCUGGCAAGAAAUGACUACAGGACAUGAAAGUACAUAUUAGGUUUUGGGCAAGAACUGUUGCAUCAAAUGUGCGCUAGCAGUGCUAAUUUUCAUCAUCAAAAAACUUAACUCCUAUCAAUUAUUUCAUGUUAAUUUUCUGUCCUCAGACAUUGUUGUACCAUAUUGUAUAUCCACAGUACAUUUGAGUUCUCU